Messenger RNA from Linum trigynum, 525 nucleotides. The record is from the annotation of a GenBank genome assembly. Lineage: Eukaryota; Viridiplantae; Streptophyta; Magnoliopsida; Malpighiales; Linaceae.
AUGGCAAAAAAAGGGAAACAACGGUUCCCGGCAGAAUCACCGAAAAUUCACCGGCGCAAGCUUUCCGUUCUUCGGGCUGGAAACAAUCGCGAAGAAACAAUGGAGAAACCAUCACCGCCGUCGUCGCGAUCGUCGAGCUCCUUCGACGGCUCCAAAGAGCUUCAGUGCGUUGGUAGUCUUGAAGUAGUCAGGCCGAAGCCAGUGGGUUUCCUCUGCGGUUCCAUCCCCGUGCCGACUGAUAAAUCCUUCCACGCCAUCGAUUCGGCUCUGGUUCCUUCACGCCAGAAGGUGAGGGCGCCGCCAAGGUAUAGAAUGCUUCCGGCGGAAACCGAUCUAAAUACUCUUCCAGUAGUUUCCAACUUGCCGGAGAAAGUUCUUCCAAUCGGCGCAGUACGGUGUAAAACCACCGGAGCCGGAGAUGCUAGAAUCAGCUCUCAACCUCCUGCUAGAAGGACGCCAUCCAAGGAGCAACCCAUCCAGGGAUCAUCUAAUAGGCACGGUGAUCUGCUGAUUUUAAGCAGUUGA